Cotesia congregata is the source of this 672-nucleotide messenger RNA. NCBI's taxonomy places the organism in Eukaryota, Metazoa, Arthropoda, Insecta, Hymenoptera, Braconidae. The record is from the annotation of a GenBank genome assembly.
AUGACGACAGUCUAUUCAGCAGCUGAAGUUGCAAGUCACGACAAUGAAAAAGAUCUAUGGAUGAUAAUACACGGCGGAGUUUAUGACUUGACUAAAUUUUUACAAGAACAUCCUGGAGGCGAGGAAGUUCUUAUGAAUCUCGCUGGACAAGAUGGCACCGUGUGCUUCGAUGAAAUGGGGCACACAGCUGAGGCCGUUUCACUCAGGGAAACCUACAAAAUAGGUGUUAUUGCAGAUGGCGACGUCGGGGCGCCAUCUUCCAGUUAUUCCAAAAAAGAGCCGACCGUAGAUGACGACAAUUGGGAGUACGAAGAAACUAAAGAAGAAACCUCAACUUUGCCAUAUUUGUUCACCGUUUACGAUGUCACCCCGUUCCUGAACGAACACCCGGGAGGAGAAGAAGUUCUUCUUGACCACAAAAGUGUCGACGCAUCUGAGGACUUUGAUGACGUCGGGCACUCGGCAGAUGCCCAAGAAUUGAUGAAGAAAUAUAUGAUUGGCGAAAUAGUCGCUUCAGAACGGUCGAAUAGUGCGCCAAAAAAAGGAUGGACUACUGGACAAAACAAAACAAAUCAACAAAAAGUCGAAGGCCCACCGAUUCUCUUUUACAUGAUCGUCGGCGGGUUCCUGUCUUUUUUAAUUGCCGCUUGGUAUUUUAAACUCGGUGCUUGA